Molecule: messenger RNA, 648 nt
Organism: Eimeria maxima
Lineage: Eukaryota; Apicomplexa; Conoidasida; Eucoccidiorida; Eimeriidae
Product: SAG family member
Exons: 1
Source: RefSeq, a predicted model, not a curated record
GGUACAGAUCCUGGCGUAUGGCUAACAAAAACUGAUGUUGAUUUGUCUAUAGCAGCAGCAAUUCAAAGCUCAACGGCCGGCGAUUGUGCAGCAGCAACAAAGCAAUGGAAGGGAGCAUUAAAGGCAAUAGGAGAUUCUUUACCACCUGCCUAUACACCCGGAGAGAAUAUAUACAAAAGUCUUGAUGUUGUAUCCUUUAUGAAUCUCUAUACACCUAAAGAGGGAGUAGCUGUUACAUGCACUGUUAUCCAAUGCCCAUACAAAAGCUCUUCAACAGAAAGCGACUCUAGUAGUGGACACAAUGGUGCUAAUGGCGGUACCAACGGCAACAACGGCCAAAGCAGCCAAGGAAACGGCCAGCAAAGCCCCUCCAUCACCGAAACCAGCACCCCAAGCACUAAUGGAGCAGUCAGAGGUGGUGUCGCUCAGCCAUCAUCAACAUCUCCAGCAAUAAGAGCGGGAGGUGCAGGUGGAGCAGCAGUACCAGCAGCAGCAGCAGCAGCAGCAGGAGGGGAAGCAGCAAGAGGAGGAAUUAGAAUUCGUCGAUUAGGAGAACAAAAUGGAGGAGGAGGAGAAGAGCCUUUUAAUGCUCUUGUUUGUCUCUUCCACCCGAAAGCACUUACGAAAGAUACUCCUCCUUUCCAGUAA